Molecule: messenger RNA, 393 nt
Organism: Fomitopsis serialis
Lineage: Eukaryota; Fungi; Basidiomycota; Agaricomycetes; Polyporales; Fomitopsidaceae
Exons: 2
Coding region: 1-393 (130 amino acids)
Source: RefSeq, a predicted model, not a curated record
AUGGUGGGUGUGGAAGACGAACGCACAGCAGGCGUAGACAACGAGCGGACGGCGGGCACGGGUGAACGGCUGGCGGGCGUGUUUGGGGGCAAGGUCGAGGGCCAGAACCAGGCACGCAGGGCCAAUGCGCUGCGUGUAGGCACGGCCGACGAACAAGCGGCGGGCGAACAAGGCCGGACGAGCGACGAGCGGGCGUGCGGCAACACACGUCAACCGCAAGUGUGCUGGGCAACCGUCCAGCAUGCAAAAAUGACCUCGGAACACGCGGCGAACGGGCGGGCGAGCCACUGGACUGCGGGCACGCGGAUGGGUCUGCGGGCGGGACAGCGAGCGACAGGGCAACUGGGCAGGCGGGCGGGCGUACAAGCCGGCGGGCGGACGUACGAGCGAUAG